Messenger RNA from Solanum stenotomum, 2969 nucleotides. RefSeq names its product pentatricopeptide repeat-containing protein At5g15010, mitochondrial. Lineage: Eukaryota; Viridiplantae; Streptophyta; Magnoliopsida; Solanales; Solanaceae. The record is from RefSeq and is a predicted model, not a curated record. The coding region runs from base 87 to 1787 and encodes 566 amino acids. Gene Ontology annotation, molecular function: protein binding. The transcript is spliced from 3 exons.
AGUAGUGGUUGGGGAGAAAGGGGAGCGCAGCGUUCAGUAUUAGGGCAACGAAAAACUUUCUUUCAGUCAUUUGGUCGAACAGUUUGAUGAUGAAAUAUAGACUUGUAAUUUCCUUGUUCCUUCGUGGUCAUCUCACUCCCAAUUUGCCAUCUUUUCUUCUUCGAUCCACCAGUGGUGUUUUCCUUCCCCAUGCUAGUUUCCUACAUGGUGCUCUCUCAAGGUCUACUUCUGGAAUCAGGUUCUCUACUUUUACUUCCUCAAGCAAUUCACAUGAUGGCAGUGAUUAUGAACAUGAAGAUACUACUGAUACUGACCCUUCACUAGAUUAUAACGAACUAUAUUCUGAUUUUUCCAAAGAAGAUGUUGAAACAAUUGAAGCCAUUUUCAAACAACCCGGAAUCCAUGUGCAUAACAAACUUGAGCAAUGUGGUGUAAGGCCCACACACAAUCUAGUUACUGUCAUUCUUUCUCGUGCACGAAAUAAUUGGGAAGUUGCAUUCACUUUCUUCAUAUGGGCCAGUAAACAAACAGGUUAUGUGCACUCUGUGCGUCAAUACCAUUCUAUGAUAUCUAUACUUGGAAAAAUGAGGAAGUUUGACACUGCAUGGUCACUCAUUGAGGAAAUGAGAGGUGGUAAAGAUAGACCAUCUCUUGUGAAUCCUCAGACACUCUUGAUCAUGAUAAGGAAAUACUGUGCUGUACAUGACGUUGGAAAAGCUAUCAGUACUUUUUAUGCAUUUAAACGGUUUAAUUUAGAUAUUGGAAUGGAAGAAUUUCAAGACCUUUUGUCUGCCCUUGCUCGCUACAAAAGUGUAAAAGAUGCCGAGCACUUGCUUUUUUGCAAUAAGAAUGUUUUCCCGUUGAAUACCAAGAGUUUGAAUAUCAUUCUCAAUGGAUGGUGUCUUCCCCUUGAUGAUUUAAGUGAGGGAAAGAGGAUUUGGAGGUUGAUGAAGGAAAAAAGGAUUCCUCGUGAUGUUUUUUCGUAUUGUAGUAUCAUGUCUUGCUAUUCGAGGGCUGGUAGACUCAAUGUUGUGCUUAAGCUUUUCGAUGAGAUGAAAUUGUGUGGGGUUGCACCUGAUGUUAAGGUUUAUAAUGCUGUCAUUCAUGCUCUUGCAAAAGGCAGGUUGGUUAAACAAGCUAGGAGUGUGAUGACGAUGAUGGAAGAGAAUGAUCUCGCUCCAAACGCUGUUACUUAUAACUCACUAAUCAUGCCUCUCUGCAAAGCUCAAUUACUAGAUGAAGCUCAAGAGAUCUUCAAUGAAAUGAUUCAACGAGGCAUACAUCCUACUGUCCGAACUUACCAUGCAUUGCUUCGUAGCCUGAGGACAGGGGAAGAAGUGUUCGAGCACUUGCAGAAGAUGAACACGAUGGGAUGUAUUCCAACUCAUGACACUUAUAUAAUGUUAAUCCGGAAGUUUUGCCGAUGGUGCCAACUUGAUAAUGUUUUCAUGUUGUGGGAUAAGAUGAGCAAGAUCGGUUUGGACCAUGAUCGAAGUUCAUAUAUAGUGCUGAUACAUGGACUCUUUUUGAAUGGGAAGAUGGAGGAGUCGUACAAAUACUAUCAAGAAAUGAAGCAAAAAGGUUUACUGCCGGAGCCCAAGAUAGAUGAAAUGCUUCAAGCUUGGGUGGCUGGCAGGAGAGAUUCUCAAGAGAAUAAAGUAACAUGUCAUCAGGAGAACAAAAAGGUGGUCAAAUUUGAAAAAGCUGAUAAAGAAAGGGAUUUCCAUAAAAAACCUGAAAUGAGAAAAGUUAUGAGAGAGCGUGGCUUUUCUUUCUGGGAUCAAUAGACUCAAUGUUGAUUAUAAAAUUAUGGUUGGGAAUCUGGCUCGGGUCACUGUACAUACAGGUCUCGGGGUUCUCAUGAAUUAAAGUGAAGAGGAGAUGCAGUGAAUGACUUGUCUAUAGAGGUACUAAGAGUAAUAACUUUCUUGCAUUACAUGGUGGGGUUUGUGUUUUUUCCUGUAACUAGUGCAAGAAAAUUUAUUUUGGUUGAUAAGCCAAUAUGGUAACUGUUUGCUUAGAUUGGGCAAUGCGUUUAAGCGGGGACUCCAGAAUCCAUUUUGGGGGCAGAAAGCAGGCUUGGAGAUUAUGUAGAAAUUUCGAUUGCCCAACAGAGAAUGUGGUUUCGCAAUUCGAAAUUCUUCUAUUCUGUGGCAUCUGCAGGAUGAACUGACUUGCAUGUGCUUGAAGUGCCUGCAACUUUAGCAGCAGCAAAGGCAAAUUUGUUUGUAAUAGACCAGAGAAAGAACUUUUCAAUAGUUGGUGCCCUUUCUCGUGCAUUUGCUAUACCAUCAUUAUCAGGGCCUGCAUUUUAGGUCUGCGGCGCGGCUAUCUCAUUGAUCUGCUGAUAUCUGAGCCUAAUCAAGGUUCAUUAGACAUUGAUUGUCAGAAAGCAGUUACAGCUAUUUGCAGUUCAAUAAUUUUUCUAUGUUCCUCAAGUAUAAUGACCUCAAGGCAUCACACAUCUGCUGGCACUGCCCCUCAUCUGUCCUUUGUUAAAUCUAUCUGUGAUGUACAGCUUGGAAUUUCAGCAGAUACUUCUGAAGAGCCCCCCUGAGGAACACAGGCUUACUUGCUUGCAUACACCCUCCGUUGCAUUUGAUUGACAGGAAAGCUAGGAGGAUAAGUGAUUUUUAAUUUAUUGGCUCGUUGUGCUUUUCAAUCAAGUGACCAACAGGAAAGUUCUAGACUGCAUUUGGUAUCUUUCCCACAGAAAAGGUCUCCCAGAAAGUAAACUUUCAAAACUAAGGAGGAGAAAGAGAAAAAUUGUAGACUAACUACUCACUGUAUUUGUAUUUAAUUAUGUGAUUUUAAAUUUAUUGGCUUUUCGUGUUUUUAAUUAAGUGAUGAGUGAUGACUGGCAGGAAGGUUCUAGACUGCAUUUGGUAUCUAUCCCACAGAAAAGGUCUCCCAGAAAGUGAACUUUCAAAACUAAGGAGGAGAAAGAGAAAAGUUGUAGAGUAACUACU